UCCGCUGCAGACGAAGGCAUGGCGAGCACCGACGCUAGAAGGGAGUGUGAGACAGUGGGCUGCACCAAAGAUGCCAAACUUCAGUGUCCCACAUGUAUCAAGCUUGGAAUUCAAGGGUCCUUUUUCUGCUCGCAGGAAUGUUUCAAAGGAAGUUGGGUUUCUCAUAAGUUGCUGCACAAAAAAGCAAAGGAGGAAAAGAACCAGAAUGAAUCUAAGAACUGUGUGGAGAAGGACAUCAACACAGACCCGUGGCCAGGUUACCGCUACACGGGAAAACUACACCCUCACUACCCACUGACUCCCAUGAGGCCUGUGCCCAGUGACAUCCAAAGACCAGACUAUGCUGAUCAUCCCAGAGGGAUGUCUGAGUCUGAGCAGUUUCUGAAAGGGACGUCACAGAUCAAGAUCCUUUCUCCAGAGGACAUUGAAGGCAUGCGAGUAGUGUGCAAGCUGGCACGUGAAGUCCUGGACAUUGCAGCUGUGAUGGUAAAGCCCGGUGUUACAACAGAAGAAAUCGAUCAUGCUGUGCAUGUGGCCUGUUUAGCAAGAAACUGCUACCCAUCCCCCCUGAACUACUACAACUUCCCCAAAUCCUGCUGUACAUCUGUCAAUGAAGUCAUCUGUCAUGGCAUCCCAGACAGAAGACCACUGCAAGAAGGGGAUAUCCUCAAUGUGGACAUCACUGUCUACCACAACGGUUUCCAUGGUGACCUCAAUGAAACCUUCUUUGUUGGAGAGGUGGAUGAGGGAGCAAAGAAGCUGGUCCAGACCACAUAUGAAUGCCUUAUGCAAGCCAUCGACUCCGUAAAGCCUGGCGUUCGCUACAGAGAAUUAGGUAACGUCAUCCAGAAGCACGCUCAGGCCAACGGCUUCACUGUGGUGCGCAGCUACUGUGGCCACGGCAUCCAUAGACUUUUCCACACUGCUCCCAACGUGCCACACUAUGCCAAAAAUAAAGCUGUUGGAGUUAUGAAGCCUGGCCAUGUGUUCACCAUCGAACCCAUGAUAUGUGAAGGUGGCUGGCAAGACGAGACGUGGCCUGACGGCUGGACGGCUGUGACCAGAGAUGGGAAGCGCUCGGCCCAGUUUGAACACACCCUGCUGGUGACGGAGACCGGCUGCGAGAUCCUCACCCGACGCCUUGAGAACGGCCGCGCUCAUUUCCUGAACCAAAUGUAGGCCAGGCCAGAACACACCUAGGACUGGACUUUGCAGAUCCAAACACCCAGCACCUCUGGGUUACACACACACACACACACACACACACACACACACACACACACACACACACCACAAACAAGAGGCACCACUGGUAGAGCUCAGUGUUACUGCAGUGCUCAUUGUUCUUUGGAUUAAAUAUUGGUUCCUCAAACUAAAUGGAAGUACUUGAAUGUGUCUUAUAUCAAAUGUGGAUUUCCUUAUUCGUGGAAAGUGUUUCCUCUGAAGGAAAUGAGAGUAUUUAUGAGCUUUGGUUUUGCUUAUUGGUCAGGUCUGACCUCAGGCUUUUUUCUCAUCUCUUGGUCAUGUCACCCAGAGCCUGUAGUUGCUGGAUAGUUGUUGUCUGGUGUGUGGAGCUCAGGGCAGAUUAAAAAGCAAACUGCCACGAGGUCGUCUUUUCUUCAUCGCUUUGAAUUUACCAGAGAUGGGCUGAAAGGAAUUAGAAGAGCUGCAGGAACAGGGUCAACAAGCUGUGCACGUUCACCAGCAAACCAAUCACAACCAACCAAACAUAAGUUCCAAUCUGGUUUUAUUUAAAUUCACUUUAAGUCGCUCAAUCCUGCAUUUCUAAGCAGUACUUUAACAUUUACUGCAUGAUUUGUAAUAUUUAAAAUUUUAAAUAUGGAUUAAUAGUAAUUCGUCAGCAAACACCCAGAUUGUGUUUGUGUACACAAUUGUAAUGAAAGUGUAAGUUAAAGGAGUGUAGCGUAGUGUUGUUUGCCAUGUUGGAUGAUUCAGUUUGGUUCUAAUUGAAAUAAUUUUCAGAUGGUUUCCAAAUGUACAAAUUGGCCGUUACAAACAUACGUGUGUGUAAUGAAAUGGUAUUAGGUAGCGUAAUACUGUCUCACAUCUGCCUAGUAAUUAUGAAGCUAAAGUAACAACAAGCAGCAAGAAACUGCUGAAUCUGAUAACAGUCACUUACCAGCAUGUCACCUGGUAAUGUACUAAAACCAAGGGGGGAAAUAUUACUAUUGUGGUCAAACCAGGGGUCUUGUGCACCAUGACGAGUUCACACGUACAGCUUCUCAUGUUUACCAAUAAUAGCGAUCAUCAACUCCUCUACUGGUUGUAAAAUGGGCAAUAAUGUGAUGGUUGAGUACUUCCAGGUCUGAAGCAGUUGUUCUGUUGUGUGUGUGGCCAACAUGACAGGGCAUUUAAUACAACACUGAAGUGCUAGACUUGUUAAUCCUGCUUGAACAGUCUUUUGGUGUCUUGUGUCCAGAAGCCCUGGUGUAGCAAAUUGAGCCUUAAUGUGUGACUCUUAAUUAGAAAGUGCUGGAUAUGCCACGUCGUGGAUAAAUGAUAUUUCCCCCUUAUCUCUGCACGGUCACCGUUCGGUGCAAAGCACUCGCUACUUCUGCAUUUCCAGAGAACUGAUGUGAUCAUGGUUUCUCUGCUGUCUUUGUAUUUCUGCUAACAAAGUAAUAAAGGACUCUUCUCUA
This is a messenger RNA of Betta splendens (Siamese fighting fish), 2660 nucleotides long. RefSeq names its product methionyl aminopeptidase 1 (gene metap1). Bases 19 to 1179 code for a protein of 386 amino acids. The record is from RefSeq and is a predicted model, not a curated record. Lineage: Eukaryota; Metazoa; Chordata; Actinopteri; Anabantiformes; Osphronemidae. Gene Ontology annotation, molecular function: metalloaminopeptidase activity. The transcript is spliced from 11 exons. Gene Ontology annotation, biological process: proteolysis.